Molecule: messenger RNA, 693 nt
Organism: Paramecium pentaurelia
Lineage: Eukaryota; Ciliophora; Oligohymenophorea; Peniculida; Parameciidae
Source: the annotation of a GenBank genome assembly
AUGAAUACGGUAGUAUAGGAAAAUACUAAGGAUUAAAAAAACCAUGAAGACCUGUUAAAACAUUUGGUUCUUUAAUCUAAAAAUGAUCUGUUAAAUUUUGAAAAAAAAAAUUGCUUUUUAUAAUAAAUAUUUUUUAAAAAUAAAUUGGAUAAGAUAUUAAGACCUACAUUACUUCGAGAUGAUUAUUGGAUUAAAAUAUUUUACAUUUUAUAAGAGAAAACAAAGAAAACAAUAAAGGGUUCAGUAGAAAUGUAUUUAGGUAGUCGAGAUGGGUUAAAGGCAGAAUAUUUUUGGAAUAAAGUUAAUAAUAAAGACAAUCUAUUAAUGGUAUUUAAAUCCAAAAGUGGCUCUAUCUUUGGAGCAUACUCUCCUUGUAAAUGGGUGACUGCAAAUGGAUAGAAUAUAGCAGAUAAUACAUUAUCAUCUUUUAUAUUUUCAUAAACUCAUGAUUAAAUAUAUAAUUUGAAGGAGGAUUAUAAGGAUAGAGCUAUUUAUUGUAAUAGUAAUUAUGGACCAUCAUCUGGAAAUUAUAAUGAUAUUUAUAUUAAUGGUGAUUUUACUGAUGGUUAUUCUGAUUUAGGUUGUUAAUAUUAAUUUGAUAGAAAUAAUAAUAAAAAUUAUAAAACUCAUCUUUAUGGAUAAGAAAAGCCAGAAAUUUAGGAAUGUGUGAUAUAUCAAAUAUAAUUUAAUUGA